Debaryomyces hansenii CBS767 is the source of this 189-nucleotide messenger RNA. RefSeq names its product DEHA2F12782p. The coding region runs from base 1 to 189 and encodes 62 amino acids. The record is from RefSeq and is a predicted model, not a curated record. Lineage: Eukaryota; Fungi; Ascomycota; Pichiomycetes; Serinales; Debaryomycetaceae. The transcript has a single exon.
AUGCGCGCGUGGUUGCUGGCUUAUUCCCCUUCAUCGACAGAAGGCUCUUUGCCAUUAUCUAAGACCAUCGGGACCAACAUAACCAAGCAUAUGAAGUCACAAACACUACGUGUUUCCACGGUGAUGACUUCAUGGUUGCGGGAGCGGUGUUGCUAUUUUUUGGAGCCAAGGAUGUGCACUAAUUUUUAG